AUGCUCGGAUCACUGUUGGUGUGUGUUGCUUUAAUUCCGCUCUUGCAGUCUCAUGGAGCGCCGUCGCCUACCGCAAUCAUGCAACCGCUAUCUGUUUACGGAAGUGCCAAGUUUGUGCUUACAGCUGCAGUUGUGGUGGGUGGUGUGGUGUAUCCGUGGAGCUGCUUCUUGUUGCAGACGUGGAAUCCAUUUGCAUGGCUGUUUGACUUCCUCACUGAGUCAAGCAGCUCGUUGUCACUUCCGCUACCGACUCGAUUUGCGCUGAUGGGAUACUGGACAGCUUGUCUGGUCAUUUUGGUCCCGUUGUUUGGGUUUAUCUCGAACAAAUUCGCGCUUCGCAACAUUGUGGCAAGAAAAUUAUUCCACCUUUUGGUGGUACUGAUGUUGGGACCAGCAUCACUAUUUGAUGCCCCCAUGCUAUCGCUGAGCUACGGCGUUGCUCUUAGCGUCUUUUGCCUCGUGGAGUGCGUUCGUGCGUUAUCAUUACCACCUUUCGGUCGCACAAUCGCUAAGUUUAUGAGGUCGUUUAUCGAUCAUCGCGAAGCUGGACGUGUCAUCUUGACCCAUUCGUAUCUGCUACUCGGAUGUGCAUUGCCAUUGUGGCUUGUACCUUCUUCAAGCGCGUCUUCUCCACUUGUAAUGAAUGCUGGAGUUCUGGCGCUGGGUAUCGGAGAUGCAAUGGGAGCUGUAGUGGGUUCACGCAUCGGUAAACACAAAAUCUUCGGCAGCAAGACCGUGGAAGGAUCGGUCGCAGUAUUUAUUACGAUGGUACUUGCGUCGAUAUCGCUUCAGAACUAUCACACGCGUUAUUUCGUCAACGGAGACUACACGCAGGUGAUUCUGCUUACUGCUGCAGUUUUCUUGACGACCGUGUUAGAAGCGGCAACUGCACAGAUUGACAACUUAGUGCUGCCUCUCUUCCUCUACACAACGUGCAAUCUGGUUGAUUGCUAUCGAGUGUGA
This is a messenger RNA of Phytophthora infestans T30-4, 963 nucleotides long. RefSeq names its product dolichol kinase, putative. The record is from RefSeq and is a predicted model, not a curated record. Gene Ontology annotation, cellular component: endoplasmic reticulum membrane. NCBI's taxonomy places the organism in Eukaryota, Oomycota, Peronosporomycetes, Peronosporales, Peronosporaceae. Bases 1 to 963 code for a protein of 320 amino acids. Gene Ontology annotation, molecular function: dolichol kinase activity. Gene Ontology annotation, biological process: dolichyl monophosphate biosynthetic process. The transcript is spliced from 2 exons.